AUGCUGUAUGAUCCACUACCAAGUGUUAGCAAAGCUUUCUCUAUGGUAUUGACUAUAGAAAGGCAAAGGUCUGUCCAUAAUAGCUAUGAUAAGAUUGAUAAUGUGGCUAUGAAUGUGAGGUCAGGUGGCUAUGGAAGGGGACAGAUCAAUCAAGGUAGAGGAUAUGUAGGAAGAGGAGGAUCUUGGCAAAGUGGUAGAGGAAGAGUUUUGACAGCAACCUUUAUUAUCAACAGGCUGCCUAGUGCAUUGCUCAACUGGAUAUCUCUUUUUGAGAAGGUGUAUGGGAAGGCACCUGACUAUACAAGACUCAAGCCAUUUGGAUGCCUGGCCUAUGCAGCCAAAGUUAGUCCACUCAGAUCAAAGUUUGAAUACAGAGGUCACAAAUGUAUUUUCUUGGGAUUGGGACCUGGAAAGAAGGGAUAUCAAUUGUAUGAUAUGGAUAGUGGAGACUGUUUCUUAGAAAGAGAUGUGGUUUUCUUUGAAGAUACAUUGGAGUCACAACCAAAAGAAGUGGUUCUCCCUCGAGUUAUGGAGAUUGACAGUCCAUCUGAAGUGGACAUUCCUUCAACCUCUGAGACUACCAUGGCACCUGAUGGCCUAAGGAAAGAACUAAGAAAAGGCAGACACCUACAUGGCAAAGUGAUUAUAUUUGUGGUGAAUCACACACUGUUCAGUCUUCAAAAGGAGUAUACCCCAUUUACACCUAUCCAUACACAUUACCCUCAGAGAUUUCCUUAG
Striga hermonthica is the source of this 738-nucleotide messenger RNA. Lineage: Eukaryota; Viridiplantae; Streptophyta; Magnoliopsida; Lamiales; Orobanchaceae. The record is from the annotation of a GenBank genome assembly.